This is a messenger RNA of Micromonas commoda, 722 nucleotides long. RefSeq lists its product with no specific name. Gene Ontology annotation, molecular function: manganese ion transmembrane transporter activity; calcium ion transmembrane transporter activity. Bases 15 to 683 code for a protein of 222 amino acids. Gene Ontology annotation, biological process: Golgi calcium ion transport; manganese ion transmembrane transport; calcium ion transmembrane transport. NCBI's taxonomy places the organism in Eukaryota, Viridiplantae, Chlorophyta, Mamiellophyceae, Mamiellales, Mamiellaceae. Gene Ontology annotation, cellular component: Golgi apparatus. The record is from RefSeq and is a predicted model, not a curated record. The transcript is spliced from 3 exons.
CGCAUUGCGGCAAGAUGACCCACGACAACGAGUUCCUCGAGGGCCUGGUGAAGAGCGGGAUGAUGAUCCUGCUCAGCGAGAUUGGCGACAAGACCUUCUUCAUCGCCGCCAUCAUGGCCAUGCGCCACUCGCGCCUCACGGUCUUCAGCGGCGCCAUCGGAGCCCUCGGAGUGAUGACCGCGCUCUCCGCGGCGAUGGGAUGGGCCGCCCCGAACCUGAUAUCCAAGGAGAUCACCCACUACCUCGCCGUCGGCCUCUUCUUCUUCUUCGGCGGCCGGUCGCUGUACGAGUCCGUCGUCGCGUGGGACGGCGGCGGCGACGAACUCGCCGAGGUUGAAGCCGAGCUCGCGGACGAGGACGAGAAGAAGAAGAAGGGCAAGAAGGGCAAGAAGGACGCGAGCUCGUUUCUCCUAUCGCCGGUGCUCGUCGAGACGUUCGUGAUCACGUUCCUCGCGGAGUGGGGCGAUCGGUCGCAGAUUGCGACGAUCGGGCUCGCGGCUUCGAGCGACCCGGUUGGCGUGACCAUCGGCGGGAUCGCGGGACACGCGGUGUGCACCGGCGCGGCCGUGAUUGGCGGCCGGCACAUGGCCGAGCACAUCUCCGAGAGGGCGGUGGCCAUCGCGGGCGGCGUGCUGUUCUGCCUUUUCGGGGCGCACUCGCUCGUGACGGGGUUGGAGGAGUGAGUAGCUCAAUUGUCAAUUCAUCACUUCAGUGCACAGUCG